AUGGAGUGGUUUAGGCGCGUUCUCUGGAUGAUUUUGGUGCUGCAUACAGCAUCCUGUUACCACAAGGAUCACUAUUACAAUAACACCAUAGACCCGGCAUCGCUACAGUUGCAAGAGUUUAGAACGGAGCAUCCAAGACCUAUAGGAUUACUGACAAUUAGUUCCGGAGAACCUGUCGAGAUAAGAGAUACAGUAACUUUAAAUACUGAAAUGUUUAACAGAAACUUCCAUCCCGAACUGACCUCGCAUGCUGAUAGAGAAAGAAUUCAAGAAAGGGUAGUGCAUGCAAAGGGAAUUGGCGCGUAUGGAUAUUUCGAAGUAACCAACGAUGUAUCUAAAUAUACAAAGGCCGAUGUUUUUAACGGAGUUGGCAAGAAAACACCGCUGGUAGGAAGAUUUUCUACAUCCAUAGAGAAUCUUGGCGGACCAGAACUAGGCAGGGAUUUAAAAGGGUUAUCCAUGAAAAUGUAUACCAGAGAAGGAAAUCUAGAUUUCUUAUGUUUACAGCCACGGGUCUACUUCUAUAGAGAUCCCAUCAUGUUUGCACCGCUUAUACGGGCUUUUAGAAGAAAUCCCCGCACUAACCUGUAUGAUCUUACCAUGGUCUGGGAUUUUAUAAGCAACAGGCCACAGUCAUUAAACGCGAUGUUAUGGCUGCAAUCAGAUGUUGGCAUUCCGAAUGGAUAUAGAAAGAUGAAUAUAUUCCCAGCACAUACUUAUGAAAUAUAUAAUAAGCAAGGAGAUAGAUACUACGUGAAGUUUAACUUCAUAUCAGAGCAAGGCCAGGACAAUCUUACCACUAUACAAGCUAUGGCGAUCGCUGCACAAGAUCAGGAUUAUUACAGCAGAGACUUGUAUAAUGCCAUUGCUGAAAAAAAUUACCCGGCCUGGAGGCUAGAAAUGGAUGUCAUGUCACUGAAUGAUAUAAAAAAUAUCGAUUACGAUCCGUUUGAUGUAACGCGUUUGUGGAAAAGAGGAACAUAUCACACAGUUGAAGUUGGUCGCGUGGUCAUUAAUCGUCGCGUCGAAAACAAUUUCAAAGAUAACGAGCAAGCCGCAUAUAAUCCUGGUAAUUUAGUGCCUGGUAUAUCGGGACCACAGGACUAUAUAUUCAAAGCUCGAAGAAUAUUCUAUCCAGAUACACAAAAUUACCGAUUAGGUGUCAAUCACAACAAAAUCGAAGUCAACAUGCCCAGAUAUGAGAGAACUUACAACCGUGACGGUGUUCCACCACUGAGAGACAACAUGAAAGAUGCGCCGAACUACUACCCCAACACAUUCAAUGGGCCAGUACCGUACGUGGAUGAAUCCCGACCCAAAGAGACGCUGUUAAUUCUGGAAAGCCAAGCUGAAGAUUUAGAGCCGUCCAAUGACUUCUACCAUAAUGUUUUAGAGGAUGAUGCACAUAGACAACGAGUCGCUGAUAAUAUCGCUUCUAGUCUCCAAAAUGUUGUGCCGUCUGUGCUAAAUAAUACAUUGAGAGUGCUAACCCUUACUUCGGCUGAUUUAGGCAGGCGUGUUACAGCUUCCUUGGAAGCUUUAAGAGCGGCGGCCGCAAAAAUAAAUCCAGCUGAAAGGACUCGAAGAAUAGCGCAAUGCAUCGAAAUGAAUUUGAACCCAAAAUAUUGAGGUAAAAGUUCAUGGUGAUUUUCAUAU
This is a messenger RNA of Manduca sexta (tobacco hornworm), 1656 nucleotides long. RefSeq names its product catalase-2-like. Gene Ontology annotation, cellular component: cytoplasm; mitochondrion; peroxisome. The record is from RefSeq and is a predicted model, not a curated record. Gene Ontology annotation, biological process: hydrogen peroxide catabolic process; response to hydrogen peroxide. NCBI's taxonomy places the organism in Eukaryota, Metazoa, Arthropoda, Insecta, Lepidoptera, Sphingidae. The transcript is spliced from 2 exons. Gene Ontology annotation, molecular function: heme binding; catalase activity. Bases 1 to 1629 code for a protein of 542 amino acids.